ACCCUCGCCUUCCAUGCAUUAUCUAUUAUUUUUAUUUUAUUAUAUAUAUAGUACUGUUUGUCUAUUCGCAAAGCAACCAAUUUGAGAUUCUUGCGCAAUAUAUCGUCCAUCAUGGAACGCCCCUUGUACAAACCCUAUGAUCAGUUCAUCCUCUUCGGGGAUUCCAUCACCCAAAUGUCCUCUAGCCAGGAGAUGGGCUUCGGGUUUCAACCAGCAUUACAAGACGCCUACUCUCGAGUUCUGGAUGUGAUCAACCGCGGGUUCGGUGGAUAUAACACCGGGCAUGCUGUCAAGGUGUUUGAGAAGUUCUUUCCUGUCCCCGAAAUAGCUACAGUCCGAUUUCUGACAAUUUGGUUCGGGGCCAACGAUGCAUCCCUCCUCGAGUCCAGCAACAACCAACAUAUCCCAUUGGAUGUUUAUAAAAAGAACUUGAAAUGGAUUAUCCAACAUCCCGCGACGGUUGCUCAGAACCCCCGAAUUCUCCUCAUUACCCCGCCUCCGUUGAACGAGUAUCAGCUGGAGGAAUUCGACCUGGCUAAGGGCAAUGUCCACCCAACCCGCACAAACCGUCAGGUGAAGGCAUAUGCGGAGGCUGCCCGGGAGGUCGGUGAAUCCCUGGGAGUUCCUGUAGUCGACAUCUGGAGAGCUAUGAUGACGGCAGUCGGCUGGAAGGAGGGAGAGCCUCUGACCGGAUCGAGGGAAGCGCCAAACCACGAGAAAUUCGCGAGUCUCUUCACGGACGGACUGCAUCUCACGGCGGACGGGUACCGCAUUGUCUAUGAUGCCGUCAUUGAGGCCAUAGAUAAGAAUUUCCCCGAUCAAGCACCAAGAAAGCUUUCCAUGGUAUUUCCUCCUUGGGUUGAGGCUCCAAAAUAAGCAGGAAAAGGAAACAGAAUUAUAUAUAUAAAUGAAUAGUGUUCAAAUUUAGACCUCAAUUUCCAUUUGUAUUCAC
Aspergillus ochraceoroseus IBT 24754 is the source of this 952-nucleotide messenger RNA. RefSeq names its product SGNH/GDSL hydrolase family protein. The transcript has 5 exons. Bases 112 to 876 code for a protein of 254 amino acids. NCBI's taxonomy places the organism in Eukaryota, Fungi, Ascomycota, Eurotiomycetes, Eurotiales, Aspergillaceae. The record is from RefSeq and is a predicted model, not a curated record.